Molecule: messenger RNA, 2355 nt
Organism: Alternaria atra
Lineage: Eukaryota; Fungi; Ascomycota; Dothideomycetes; Pleosporales; Pleosporaceae
Exons: 1
Coding region: 1-2355 (784 amino acids)
Biological process (GO): calcium ion transmembrane transport; intracellular calcium ion homeostasis
Cellular component (GO): fungal-type vacuole membrane
Molecular function (GO): calcium:proton antiporter activity
Source: RefSeq, a predicted model, not a curated record
AUGGGAGAACCUGACGACCCCUCUAUACGCAGCUUCAAGUCUAAGGCAGCAUCUGCACUUGGCUUGGGACGCAAGAAAGACACUCAGACCGACGUCCUUCCGACCCACAACCCCCACACGACCGCCCAUCCUGGCCUAGAUGGCAGCAACCCGUCGCGUAGUGCGCCCGGCACCACCAACAGCGACCACAAUGAGAAGCCUGUCGCGUCCGACAAUAACUCUACAGACAUUGAAGAUGGCAGCGUUAAUACCGCGGCUGAUGGAAAGACGCCUUCCGCCAUAGGAUCCGAGAAGCGUCCGUUCUAUUCGUCUGUGCGUAUCAAGAACGGAAGCCUCCGAUUCAUAUCCCACACCAAGAAUGCCAUCACACAUAGCUGGAUCAACGUCCUGCUUGUCUUCGUGCCUCUUGGUAUUGUAGUCAAGCUUGUGCACCUGAAGCCCGAGAUUGUUUUCUCCAUGAACGCCAUUGCCAUCAUUCCACUGGCUGGCCUGCUCGCGCACGCAACCGAAGUUGUCGCUGCCCGUGUUGGAGAUGCGCUUGGUGCACUGCUCAACGUAUCCUUCGGAAACGCUGUCGAGUUGAUCCUCUUCAUCAUCCUGCUCGCCUCUGACCAAAUCGAGGUCGUGCAGGCGUCUUUGCUCGGGUCCAUCCUCGCCAACCUGCUUCUCAUCCUGGGCAUGGCCUUCCUACUUGGUGGUCUGAAAUACCAGGAGCAGGUUUACAACAACACUGUCACUCAGAUGAGUGGUGUCAUGCUGGCUCUUGCCGUAAUGAGUCUUCUGCUGCCCACUGCCUUCCAUGCUGCUUUCGAGGACAAUGCCAUUGCCGACCACGAGACACUGUCCGUCAGUCGCGGUACCAGCGUCAUUCUAUUACUGGUUUACGGCUUGUACCUUCUCUUCCAGCUCAAGAGUCAUCGCUAUCUCUAUGCUAGCACACCCCAACAUAUUAUUGACGAGGAAUCGCAUCCUGGUGUUCUCGCCGGUGCAUUCGACUCGUCCAGUUCCGACUCUUCAUCCAGCUCUAGCAGCAGCGACAGCGACAGUUCUUCAAACAAUUCUGAUGGUACUAUGAAGAAGAAGGCCAAACGUAUGGUCAAGAGGCUUCGCCGCAAAUCCAGUGCUAGCUCCAAAGACGAUGGUGCACUUUCGGCCCUGAGCUCCCCCUCUGCCGAGCUGAACCAAAGUCCUUUCGAGACGGAGAGGACCAGCAGCGUUGUCACCGCCAACAAUGCAGCUCCCAUCACCUCUCGCCGACACUCAUUCGACGUCAUGAGUGGUGAUGAAGCCGAUAAUGAUCAAUACGUCCCAGUCGUUCGCGACUUCGAAGCCGCCUCGCAUACCUCGCGAUCCUUGACGAAGAAGGAAAAACGCAAAAACAAGAAGAGCAAGAAGGACCGCCGUGAUCGUAACAAGAUUGACACCAUUCCUGAGAAGGAGAUCACACCCAAUGAGAUCGCGCCCAAGGUUACCUUCGCUGAGGAGACACAGCAGGAUGUUGCUGCUCCGAUGAACUCACGCAGAUACAACCGCCCAGCCCUCCCUUCCCUGCUCUCGAACAACGUCUUCUCGAACCCCCAAAACCUCGCUCCGUUUGGCGGGCCCGCGCCCAACAUUCGUAUGGCAGCACCUCGCGACAACGCGGCUCUGCGUGCACCUCUCCGACGAUCCAAGUCUCUUCCAGACCAAAUUGGCCGCGCCGAUUCCACAGGCAGCGCAGUCAAACAUCCUGCUGUCUCUCCCCAGGCAGCCAUGACACUCACCGAGGAUGACGAAGACGAAGAAGCAUCUGAUAUGUCUAUCAAAGCGGCCAUCUUCAUGCUUUUGAUCAGUACAGGUCUCGUUGCUGUCUGCGCCGACUUCAUGAGUGACGCUAUCGAACCCAUGGUCGAAACUUCCGGUAUUAGUCAAGCGUUCAUCGGUCUCAUUAUCCUUCCCAUUGUGGGUAACGCCGCAGAGCACGUCACAGCUGUUACUGUCGCCAUGAAGAACAAGAUGGACCUCUCUAUCGGUAUCGCUGUUGGCUCCUCUAUCCAGAUCGCCAUCUUCAUCACGCCUGUCAUUGUCAUUCUUGGCUGGAUCAUGGGCAAGGAGAUGACACUUUAUUUCAACAUCUUCGAGACUGUCGCACUAUUCGUCACUGUAUUGGUGGUGAACUUUUUGGUGUUGGACGGUCGCAGUAACUACCUCGAGGGUAGUCUACUGAUUGCUGCCUAUAUCAUCAUCGCGCUAGCCAGUUUCUUCUACCCCGACGGAUGUGAGGCCAGUGCUAUCGGUGGUAACGAGGAGCGCUGCAAUAACAUUCAGGUCGCUCAGUUGGCACAGGGCAUGGUCAAGAGGAUGAUCGGCAUGUAG